AUGUCUACAGCAAUCGCCAGUCAAGCUUCCGACCAUUUCCCUGCGUAUCCUAAUCUUACGCUCAAAGACCAACGUUACACGAUCUUGCGCAAACUAGGCGAAGGCGUCUCUGCGACCACCUGGCUGGUUCGUGACUCUCAGAGCAGCCAACCCUAUGAAACUUACCUCGCUACAAAGAUUCUUACGGUUGAAGCGACCCAGAUGCACGAAACCGGCGUUUCGAGGGAACUAGAAUUCUUGAAAGAGCUCACAGACAUAGGCUCUGACCGGGAAUCACUAACGAUGAUGUUUGAUCACUUUGUUGAGCGCAGUCCCCGCGGCCUCCACCUCUGCAUUGUCCAGCCCCUUUACAGUACUUCCGUCUCAGGCCUGCGUCGCUCAUCGCCCACAAAGUCUCUGCCACUUCACAUGACGAGGAAUAUCCUAUCCAUGUUAGUCGAGGCCUUGGAACAGCUCCAUGAUCGACUGAUAGUGCACACUGAUCUCAAGCUCAGCAACUUGCUUUUUGGGAACUUUCUAUACUCUGAUAACAAAGCUCUUGAGGCUUAUCUUGAAACACAUCCACCGGAAACGCUAGGCGACUUUGAGCUCGAGGGUAAGCGCUAUCCGAUUGUCAAGGAGCAACCCAUUCCGCAUCAAUAUACCUGGGAAACCAGUGCUUUCGAAGCCGAGAAGUUUAUAGUCUACCUCAUAGAUUUUGGUCAUGCUCAGCGGGCUGGGGAGCAGCCCACGACUAACUGCUUCGGUGCUCUACCUUUACGCGCGCCUGAAAUCAUUCUUCAUUCAGAUUUUGGACCAGGCAUCGAUAUCUGGGCUGUCGGCUGUCUCACAUCUGAGCUCCUAGUCGGCCGUUGGUUAUUCCAACCUGAGGAAGGGAAACAUGGACCUUUGAAGACGACCACCUCGCUAAGAUGA
Marasmius oreades (fairy-ring Marasmius) is the source of this 915-nucleotide messenger RNA. RefSeq lists its product as uncharacterized. Lineage: Eukaryota; Fungi; Basidiomycota; Agaricomycetes; Agaricales; Marasmiaceae. The coding region runs from base 1 to 915 and encodes 304 amino acids. Gene Ontology annotation, molecular function: protein kinase activity; ATP binding. The record is from RefSeq and is a predicted model, not a curated record. The transcript is spliced from 5 exons. Gene Ontology annotation, biological process: protein phosphorylation.